Molecule: messenger RNA, 1591 nt
Organism: Wyeomyia smithii (pitcher-plant mosquito)
Lineage: Eukaryota; Metazoa; Arthropoda; Insecta; Diptera; Culicidae
Exons: 4
Coding region: 536-1591 (351 amino acids)
Source: RefSeq, a predicted model, not a curated record
GUUUGUCUCUACAAGAGCAUGGCAUAUUAAAGAGAGUGUAGUGAGUAAUGUACUUGCUAGGAACUGUGUUUUCACGCAUCUAACGAUGAAAUCCAUUCGACGUGCGCGGUGAAAAUACAGCUCGCUGACAUUCUUCAGUAUGUCGCAGGAGGAAGCAGGCUUAUAAUCGAAGGUGAACGGGUAUUCAAAGCCAACCAUCUGCUUCUCGUGGGAGUUCAAACUGUGCAUGCGGACGGCCUAUCCGUGUUUGCAACUUGCUUGAAAUCAUCUUCACCCAAGUCAGACCCACACAAAAUUUCUAUCCGGACCAGGCCGGUAUUUCAAAAUUGGUCCUUGCAUUGCUCAUGUAAGGCCGGGAUGGGAAAGUGUAAGCACGUCAUGGCUGUUUUAAACCACCUAUUAAUGUUUCCUUCGAUUCCUUUACUAACUACAACAGACGUGCAGCAGAAAUGGGGUAAAAUUGCCGAAAAAGUUGUUAACUUCAUUCUGCAAGAAGUCGAAGAUAACCGAAAAUCCGUCUCAAGCUCAUACUUCUAUGGCAUCGGCUGCUGCACCAAUGGAUUUAACUAGAGAAGAAAAGGCCAAUAUUCUCCAUAUUUUUGUAGAUAGUUUCCCUGAAAGUAAUUUAGCAUAUGAAAUGAAAGGACGACCGGAAAUAAGAAAAAAAGAGAAAAUGUAUGGAACUGAGAAUGAAUCGAAUGUUUUGCAUAACCUGCUUGGUUUAGAUGGACAGAAUAACUUGUCAACUGUUUCGAUGGUGUCAUUGAUUUCCGUUGAAGAAGACCUAGUAUCCUAUUUGCUGAAAUCGUUUUUAAGGAGAUCAUUUUCUUCGGAUAAUUUCACGAUGAUUGACAAUGAAAUAAUGAAAUUCGUUGGCCCACUGGAAGAGAACUUGCAUCUUUAUUUCGAAGUAAACGUGAACGUUUCAGAACACGAAUCAUUUAAUAUUUGUACAGAAACUGUCAACCAGAGUACGUCAUCGAAGUGGAAAGAAGAGCGUGCUCGUCGGAUCACUGCAUCUAGGGCUUAUUUUUUGUAUACAUAUUAUAAAACUCAACCCGAAAAAGUCAAGGAUUGGAAAAGGAAAAUAAUGAGUAUGGUGAUACCUAGACAUGUUUCAACACCUGCAAUUGAACAUGGUCUCCGAUGUGAAAAGCAAGCAGUAGCAGCAUAUGAGCGAGAUUUCGGAAAAGACGUUCUGAGAUGUGGUUUUGUUAUACCUCCUCAUAUACCAUGGUUGGGGUGUUCUCCAGAUGGAAUCAUUGUCGAUGAAGAAAAAGUGAUCGAAAUCAAAUGUCCGGAAGCCGGUAAACAUAAAUGUUUGAACGAUUUCAUUGGCGAGCUUCCCUAUCUCACGAAGCUCUCAUCUUUAAGGAAAAGUCAUGCGUACUACGCUCAAGUCCAGCUAAAUAUAUUCAUUUUAAAAUGUAAAUCAGCAGAUUUUUUAAUUUAUUCAGCAUAUGAAGAUAAGUGUUACGUCCAAGAAAUCAAAUUUGACGCGGAAUACGUUCGAUCAUUGAUGGCAGUACUGAAAGAAGUUUAUUUUAAUGUUUUUCUUAAGUACUUAUAUUAUGCUACUUUUGAGGGUUAA